GCAUCAACGUCUAUUUCAAUGAGGCGACGGGUGGACGCUACGUGCCUCGUGCCGUCUUGAUGGACCUUGAGCCAGGAACCAUGGACUCUGUCCGCGCCGGGCCUUUCGGUCAGCUCUUCCGUCCCGACAACUUCGUCUUCGGACAGACAGGAGCUGGCAACAACUGGGCCAAGGGUCGGGCAUCUGAGGGUGCGGAACUCAUUGACUCGGUGCUCGACGUCGUGCGGAAGGAGGCGGAAGGCGGAAUUCAUCCCCAACGUCUUGGGAUGCUUCCCAUUAGUCGGCUUGAGUUCAAUGAUACGGCAAAGAGACCAUGUUAUUGCAUGCCUCACAGAUCGUGUGUUCAUGUUCUCGGGUAG
Messenger RNA from Symbiodinium necroappetens, 359 nucleotides. The record is from the annotation of a GenBank genome assembly. Lineage: Eukaryota; Dinophyceae; Suessiales; Symbiodiniaceae.